UAAUAAAUAAAUCGUGAACAAAAUUACCCUUUCAAAAUUUGAAUGGAAAGAAAGAAAAAGCUGAAGAAAUAAAAAAGUGGAAGUUUGAGGUUUCUGUUUCUGCAGCUCAAUCACUAUCUUCUCUCUCGAUCUUCUCGGAGCUUGAUAUCCACAAAGAAACACAUGCUCUUCACUUGUUUAAUAUAUAUAAUUCUGAGAGUACCAAAGUUUAAUAUAUAUAAUUCUGAGAGUACCAAAAUUGGUAAAAGUAGAAAACAAGAAAUAGAAACCCAACCCAUCCCACACAUUCUGCAGAGAUUUUUGCAUGCUUUUUUGUUUAUUUAUUACUGUUCAUGAUUGUUAUUGCUGGCCUGUAAAAUCUUCAGUUUGAAGUUUGAAUCUUUACAUUUACUUACUACCACUGGCUGUUUGGCUGGCUGGCUUCCAUCUAACUGUUGAGGUUGUUGUGUUCUCCAGUCAAGGGUAAUUUAAUCUGGGUCUUCCUCCUUUUAUUCUUUCUAAGUUGAAUUUUAGUACUUCAAAAUUUUUGAUAAUUUUUUGAAUUUGAGUGUCUGGGUUGCUCUUAAAUUGGAGCUUUUGUGUUGGAUAUUUUGGUUUUUUUUCCCCUUUGUUUUCUGAUGCAAGCACUGUUCCAUUCAUGCAAUUUUGGCUUCUGAAACUGGGUAUUCUGCAAAAUUUCAUCAAUUUAUCAAUUGGGUUGUUCUUCUUUUUUGAUUUCGAGAAUUGGGUUGUUCUUGUUUUGUGAUUUCAGGAAUUGGGUCUUUAGUGAUUGCACAUUGUCAUGGUUUUAUCACUAUUUCAGAAGCAAUUGAUCGAGUUGGAUGUGAUGCUGUUGGAGCUGCAAAUCGUUGAGUCUUCAGAGCGAGCGAGUCUGCAGAUCCAUUUUGUUUUGAUUCUUAUAUAGUGUGAUAAUAUUUUGGGUUAGAUGUUUUUUGGAGUGGAUUUGAAGCAAAGAUGAACACAUUGUGAUGUGCUAGUUGGGGAGUUGGAGAAUCGAACCGUAGAUGGAGCGCAAGUGGUUGUGGAAGAAGAAGUCUUCUGAGAAGAGCUCUGGAGAAACUGACAGUUCAGGUUCAGUAUCUUCACACUCCGAGAGGUACUCCGAUGAACAGGAGGCACUAAAGGCAUCUCCGAAUCAUGAUGCUCAAUCACCUGAAGUCACAUCAAAAGCUGCAUCCAGUGCUGACGAUGUUAGUGAUAGUCUGAAGAGUCUAACAGCGAGAUUAUCAGCUGCUCUUGUGAAUGUUAGUGCCAAAGAAGACUUGGUGAAGCAGCAUGCCAAAGUUGCUGAAGAAGCUGUUGCAGGCUGGGAAAAGGCUGAAAAUGAGGCCGCUGUUUUUAAGUCAGAACUUGAAGCUACAAUUCAGCAAAACUUGGCUCUGGAAGAUCGGGUAAGCCAUCUUGAUGGGGCCCUCAAGGAAUGCGUUAGACAGCUUAGACAAGCGAGAGAGGAGCAGGAACAAACCGUACAGGAAGCUGUGCUGAAGAAAACCCGUGAUUGGGAGUCCACCAAAUUGAAGCUUGAAAGUCUGAUUGUUGAGCUCCAGAGAAAUGCAGAAGCGAAUAAAGCUGAAGCUUCUGCUUUUGUCGAUCCUCAUCUUUCUCAUAAGUUGCAAUCUUUAAAAAAAGAAAACUCGGCCCUGAAGCAUCAGCUACUGUCUCAAGCAGAGGAGUUGGAAAUCAUGACGAUUGAGAGGGACUUGAGUGCUCAAGCAGCUGAAACAGCCAGUAAGCAACAUUUAGAGAGUAUAAAGAAGGUUGCAAAGCUUGAAGCUGAGUGCCGUAGGCUAAAAGCUUUGGGUAGCAAAACACCUGUUGUCAAUGAUCACAAGUCCAGUGCUGCUUCUUCAAUUUAUGUGGAGUCUUGCAUGGAUAGUCAAUCAGACAGUGGAGAGCGGCUAAACAUGAUGGAGAUAGAUUCUCAAAAAAUGAUUGGCUCUGAGGCAAACAAGCGUGACCUGACUUUCUCUGACUCUUGGGCUUCGGCUCUGGUUGCUGAGCUUGAUCAACUCAAUAACGAAAAGGCUGUAAGCAGAAAUUUGCCUGCUCCUUCCAUUGAUAUUGAUCUCAUGGAAGAUUUUCUUGAGAUGGAACGACUUGCUUCGUUGCCACAGACUGGGAAUGGAACUAGUUGUCUGGAAUCAGAAGCCAUAGUUAAUCAAACCAAUAAUGAAGAACGUGCCUUGAGAGCUGAACUUGAAGCCAUGAGCCAUCGGACAGCCGAACUUGAGGACAAGUUAGAAAAGUUGCAAGUAGAGAAAGAAAGAUUAGAGGUAGAGAAUGCUGAACUUGAAGCUAUGAGUCAUCAGGCAGCCGAAUUAGAGGACAUGUUAGAAAAGAUGGAAGUCGAGAGAGAAAAUUUGGAAGUAGAGAACGCUGAACUAAAAACUGCUUUAGCCAAAAGUCAAGAAUGUUAUGUGGCAGCAGAGUUUCAGCUUAAAGAAGCAGAAAUGAAGUUAGAGGAGUUACAAAAGGAGCUAAGCAUUGCAAAAGAAUCAAAGCAGACUAUUGAGUCUCAGCUCAUUAGCAUGGAAGCAGAGGCGUGGACCAUGUCUGCUAAGGUUGAUUCUUUGGAAGCAGAGGUUCAAAGGGAGAGGGCUUUGUCUGCAGAAAUUGUGGUCAAAUGUCAAGAUUUAGAGGAGGAGCUAUCAAGAAAAAACGAAGAAGUCAAGUUUCAAAAAACUGCUUGCUCGAAUGGUGAAUUGAAGAGAAAGCAGGAAGACCUAGCUGUAGCAGCUGGAAAGCUUGCCGAUUGCCAGAAGACAAUAGCGUCUCUAGGAAAUCAGCUCAAAUCUCUAGCGACGCUAGAAGAUUUUCUGAUAGACUCCGGAAGCCUCCCAGGGUUCACUGCCGUUGCACCACAGGUUCCUAAAGCUGAUGAAAAUUGGAAGUUGCAUUCCAAUGUAACAUAUUCACCUAAAAGAGAUUCUGUGUCAAAACCAGCUGAUGAGAGUUCUGGUCCAUCAGUAAACAGGAGUCGAAAUGAGGACAACUCCCCACCAUCUUCAUCUUCGUCAACCUCAUCCACUGUGUUGUCGACUCAUGUCAGCUCUGAGAAGAACCGAAAUGGGUUCGCAAAGUUCUUCUCCCGAACCAAGAGUGGGAUACGACUAGAAAUUUAGGUGAGAUUAAUUCUUUAGUAGAGAACGAGAAACGUCAUUGGUUUCCGGGGUUUGUAUUACAAGGAACUUAGUGAUUCACUUGAUCGAUCAAACUCUGAAUCUCCUUAGAGUUUAAAAUUUAAAUGCUUUUUCUUCCUGUUUGUGUAAUUUGGAAUUUUAUGGUUUUUCUAUCCUUUUUUUGGGCAUAUUAAGUUGUGAGAUUAUGCAAAAAUAAAUGAAUUAAUUCUGGACA
Molecule: messenger RNA, 3354 nt
Organism: Pyrus x bretschneideri (Chinese white pear)
Lineage: Eukaryota; Viridiplantae; Streptophyta; Magnoliopsida; Rosales; Rosaceae
Product: filament-like plant protein
Source: RefSeq, a predicted model, not a curated record